UAAGCGUCCUCCAAUUUUUUCUUAUCCGCCUGCUUCGCCAGCUUCAGGAUUCUCUGCCCCCGAUGUACGACGUGAGACUGAAACUUUUGCUUCUUGCACGGGAGCUUUUGCUGCUGCUGCUUUUGCAAAGGCGUCGGGAGCGCAGAAAUCAUCUGCAGCGACGUUGGUGGGUCCGGCGUGUCUUUCAACGGCGUAAAGAAGGACUUUACUACACGGCUAUGCAACGGACGCGUCAAGGUGACCAUGGAUUUUUCUAUAAGUUUUUCCGCAUGACGCCGCAGCUCUUCGACAAGCUCUUGACCUUUGUAGCAGAGGACCUCACACGGCAGCACCACAUUCGAGAACCCCUGGAGCCUGGAAAACGACUUGCUAUAGCAUUGAGCUACUUGGCAUCCGGGCAGGACAUAAAAGAUGUUGGCCUGGCUUACCGUGUGGGGAUUGAGACGGCUAGACUCUGCAUUCAUGUGGCCUGUCGAGCAAUCGGGGCAAGGUUCAAAGACCACUGCAUGAAGGCACCAAGCACGUCUGAAUGGGCACAGAUUGCCGAUGGGUUCGCCGCGCAGUGGCAGUUCCCAAACUUCUUGGGAGCAGCUGAUGGAAAGCAUGUUGCCAUAGUUGCUCCUCAGAAUUCUGGCAGCAUGUACUACAACUACAAGGUAAAUUUAUGCAUGUAUAAGGUGUGCGAACACCACUGAAAUAAUUGUGCUAGUGUGAUUGGAUUUACAGUUGCUGCCAACUACUUGAUGCUAAGUUUAAUGCUUUCAUUCAUAGUUUUCUUUAUUGAAAGCUUGCAUUUAUGCAAGCAGUACCACACACAUUGUGUUGCAGUUUUCCAUAUUUAUAUAAACAAAUGCAGGCACUUUUGUAUUUGCGAACUCUACAAUUUGGUUUCAGUACAGAAAAUGCACGUCGCAAGAGCUCGCGAGACUGCAAUACAACAGCUGGCCCUCAGUUAUCCUCAUCGCAUGCAACCUUUGUGUGUAAACCAAUGUAGUGGAUGCACCUAAUAGUUAUACAUAUACUCUUUCACUUUGCUUAUUAGCUACCUGUCACCCUUGCAUUAUGAUAGGCGUACUUGUGCCUCUGGUGUAAUUCUUGAAUGCCAAUUUUCAGAGCACCUUUUCAGUUGUACUCAUGGCUGUUGUCGACAGCAACUACAAGUACAUACUGAUAGAUGUUGGAGCAGAAAGCCGCCAUAGUGAUGGCGGUAUCUUCCAGAACUCCACCUUUGGAAGAGCCCUCCUACAAGAACGCCUCUCUGUGCCUGCUUGUGCCCGACUUCCAAGAAAAACAGGCACCAUUGCUCCUUUCACUUUCAUUGGGGAUGAGGCAUUCCAGCUGCGCACCGAUUUUAUGCGCCCGUUUCCGGCAAAGCAGCUCAAUGAUGCACGAAGAGUGUUGAACUAUCGGCUGAGCCAAGCACGGUAUGAUAAAACUGAGAUGGUAAAGGAUUUGCAGUCAGCGUUGUUCAAUUCUAAAAUGAAACCACUUCCAUCUGUGAAAAUUGGCACUGAAAACCUAUAAAAAGUACACAUCUCUAAUUACAAUUACUCAAGAAGUCUUUAUUGAACUUUGUGUCACGAGUUUGCACGAUCAGAUCAUUUCACCAUUAGUGUCUUGUAUAACAAGCAGUGGGUCCGCAAAUACAGCUGUGUAUCCAGAAAAUUGCACAUGGAAGUUGGUGUUGUCUCGGUACACAGCUGUAAUGGACAGUGGCGGUAUCCCCAUAAAAGAAAUGCUUAACGAAUAAUUCAUGGCUCAUUAAUAAUUGAUGCUCAGUGUGACGGCUUGCGGAAUAACCAUUCGUUGUCAGUUUACCUUUUACACUUCACAUCGAUGACUUUUCUCAAAUACUUGGGAACAUGAAAAAGAAAAAAAAAUUGGAGAUGACUACACAGGAACCAGCAUUCGCGUUGUCUUAUUUUUUUUUAUCCUAUCCCAAGGUAUUAUGCUGUCCCAAGGCAUGCACCAGCAAGAGCUUCCAACCCUUGUGCACUUUUUCUUGUUUAAAGGAAGGCAUUCCAUUGCAUCACUCUAAAUAAAAAUCUUUUUUCCAAAUUUUUUUUUCGAGGAGGUGCGUGGAAAAUGCCUUCGGGAUCACGGCAGCCCGGUGGCGCAUACUCCUCCGAACCAUCCCUUUGACGCCUGAGAAUGUUGACUUCGUCAUCAAAGCAGCAUGCAUCCUGCACAACUUCCUGACCAUCCUGAAUGCUGAUGUGCAUCAUUUCACAGACAGGGAGGACAGUUUUGGGAAUGUUGUGCCGAGGCACUCGCGGCUAGGCAUGCCAAGGGAUGGCUCGGAGCAGAGCUACUUUCCACUUCAUACGACACGUGCCAGACACUUUGAAGCUAAGGCUGCAGAUGCCAGGAAUCUUCUAAUGGCAUACUUCUGCAGCAGUGCUGGUGAGGUCCCCUGGCAGUGGCACCAACCUGGUGUGUGAAAGGAAGCAGCCGUGAAGCAGCUCCAUGACCUACGGCUGCUUCCGCUCCAGUGAUAUGCAACACUUCCCAACGUCCCUAGCUCUGCCUGCUGAAGACUGCCUGCUGAAGCCAGCGACGCUUGUGAUAGCGGCCUGCUGUGGUGUGCUUCGGAAGCCUCUGGAAUGUACAGCACUUCAAGCAGCGGUGAAUCAAGUUGUUCCAAAGUCUCCUGUGAUUCUGCAGACUCAUGCGACGCCGUAGACCGUGUCGCUGCUUCCGUUUGUGAUUCUUCACCUGACGGUGACGGCACUUGAAGCAUUGCCAGGUUGGAAAACUGGCACAUCUUCGUUAGGAUGUCCGCAGCAUUUCCCUCCUCACUUGAAGAGGGCACUGGUGGAACGUUGCCGGACGUCCUGCGUGUGAGCGUAAUAAGGUUUGCACAUAUUCUGAAUGUGCAAAUAAUGUGCGGGUCUAAAGGCAAAAAUAUGUAUGGCUCAAGUUCAUCCACAUUUGUUUUAAGGUGUCAUCUUAUUACAGAGCAAUGCUCAAACUCUGAGUCAGUAUUGUAGGGACAAAAGUGACUUGCGUACACAACCAGAAUGAACAUCUUUUGCAUGCACUGAAGUGUAGCAUUUGUAUUUUAUUUUUGCUUCAGAUGCAUUUAAGCACUUAUUAUGAUUGCUGCGUGCCUAAUGCCUAGUGAUACUUUGUACUCGAAAGAGUGCAUGAUAUCUGGAACGUAUCAGUUUCGAAAUAAUUAACAUCAAGCAUCCCACUACACUUAAUCAGUACAACCAUUUAAUAAAUGUCACAAUGAAAGACCUACGCUUGCACUUUCUAAACAUAGAGUAAUGGUAUUGUUAUGUCUUGCUUUAACAUAAUGCUUUUUCCUGUUUACAUUUUUUGCUUGAAACGUUCUCGCGGUGUAACUUUGUUUUCCUUUCAUCUGUUUUUAAACUUCAUGUCAUACUAAACUAUUUGUCUUAAUUGAAUGCAGAUCUAAGCACAGUGCGAAGCUUUGUAUGUAGCAGUCAGUGGAUUCAUUGUUUGUAUUUAGGCAGUUAUGUAUAAUCAUGUUUGGCAUCUUGCCAUCUGCCUUGUAGAGGUUUUUUGGGGGGCCCAGUGAAGCUGAUUUUAGUGAGCAAACCCCUCCAGAAAGUUUCUUAGAGCAAUGACUUUCCCAUCCCUGCUGCUGCUGUCUAUGCAAAUAGCUCUUACUGAAUGCCUCAUACUAAAAUUAAGGUAGUCAGUCAUUCAACCAUUGCCAUCACAGCUGACUGCUGGCUACAGUAUUGCACGAUUGACCAGCACAGGAUACAGUACAAAUGCCGGAUAUAACAAUGUAAUCAGAUUGUGGUGUUGGCACAUAAAAUUCAGCAAUCAUUUUUUUCCCACAGUGAGAACAUUGCUAACUGGAUCAUCUAGUCUUUGCUUGCACAUGUUUUCUAAGCAGGAACAACGCUGUCCACAAAAAUUGUGAAAGCGUUGCUUAAAGCGAUGACCACAGCACUUGGGAUCCACAGAAUAAUCCCAGGUGAUAAUUAGGUAAAGACAGUGCUGAACAGACACAAAAACCAGUAUUAUCAAUUAGACAGCUGACAAUGCCGUCAAUACAUCGGUUAACUUAUUAUUCCUACAGCAUGAAGGCAAUGAAUGAAUCCUUGAGUGAACUAGGUAAAAUUUGAGGGUUUGUGAUGGAGCACUGAUUUUCACAGAGCUGGCAAGCAAAAAAAAUGCAAAAUGAAAGCUGUUUAUUGCAGUGAACAAAUGUGAAUAUAACAACAUUAAAUACUCAGAUAAAUACUGCCUAUUGACUUGCACACUGCAUUCUAUGAUCAGUGUAUAGAAUCAAAUGAAACCACUUGCACCUAACACUACACAUGCAUCUUGUGGUAUGUGGUGACUAUUGCCAACGUUUUUUUUUUUUUGUGUGCAUCAGGCAAGUCCUUUUCUUUUUAUUUGACCUGCUAGGUUGUAUGUGAUAUUUUCUGCACUUCUGUCUUGUGCUUUAUUGCGCUAGGUUUUUAUGUGCUACUUCAGUUAUUUUGUACCUGUAUUUCUGAUUUUUCUGCUCCCUACUGCAAAGUUAAACUGGCUUUAUUGGUACCUAAAUAAAUAAAUAAACAAACAAACAAAGAAAUAAAUAAAUAAAUAUACAAAGAUA
Messenger RNA from Dermacentor andersoni, 4585 nucleotides. RefSeq lists its product as uncharacterized. The record is from RefSeq and is a predicted model, not a curated record. Lineage: Eukaryota; Metazoa; Arthropoda; Arachnida; Ixodida; Ixodidae.